Molecule: messenger RNA, 3497 nt
Organism: Achroia grisella
Lineage: Eukaryota; Metazoa; Arthropoda; Insecta; Lepidoptera; Pyralidae
Product: NF-X1-type zinc finger protein NFXL1-like
Exons: 4
Coding region: 91-2901 (936 amino acids)
Biological process (GO): regulation of DNA-templated transcription
Cellular component (GO): nucleus
Molecular function (GO): RNA polymerase II transcription regulatory region sequence-specific DNA binding; DNA-binding transcription factor activity, RNA polymerase II-specific; zinc ion binding
Source: RefSeq, a predicted model, not a curated record
AUGUAACUGCAACAUUUUCAUUCUUACAUUUCCCACAUUUUUCUUAACCAAUAUAAAUUAUAUUCAUUAUAAAAUAACAACCACGUAAUCAUGGCGCGUAGGUACCGUGACGCAGCUGCAAAAUUGCAACAAAAUGUCCAGAAACACUUGAAAGAAAUGAAGGAUCUUUCUUCCUCUGAAGAUGAGGAGCCCUUUGAAUCAAGUGUACUGGAAGGAGUAUUCCAAACAUAUUGGAGAGGAGGUGGCGACUCACAAUUGCUGAACCGCACCAAGAAUAUGCUGGAAGAAGCGAUCAGCGGUCGACCGGUCACUUGUCUUAUUUGUAUUGGUUCUAUCAAGCGAGCUGAUGCCAUCUGGGCAUGUGAAGACUGUCACUGCUAUUUUCACUUACUCUGUAUUCAAAAAUGGUCAAACGAUAGUAUAAGUUUAAGAAGCGAGGAAACCCACGGUCCUAUUUCUGUAUUUGUUCCCAAAAAAGUUGAGUGGUGUUGUCCGAAAUGUCGACACUCGUACAGCAAAGAAGAAAUACCGCGAAAAUACAGAUGUUUUUGUGGCAACACUGACAAUCCACCGCAACAUGCUUGGUUGAUUCCACAUUCAUGUGGAGAAGUUUGUGGCAAACGAUUAUCAUUGGGUGAAAACUGCAAGCAUAAAUGUUUGUUACUCUGCCACCCUGGACCCUGCCCGCCGUGUCCACAGACUGUUAACGGAGCAUGUUACUGUGAGAAGGAACGUAAGAGAGUCAGGUGUAGUGCAGCAAAAUGGUCCUGUAGUCAACGGUGCAAUAGAUCACUGCUUUGUAAUUCGCACAAGUGUGAAAAUAUCUGUCAUGAAAAUGAAUGCCCCCCAUGUAGUUACACAAGUGAGCAGGCAUGCCAGUGUGGCCGGGAAAAGACAAAAAGACCAUGCAACAGUCCAUUUUGGCAGUGCAAACGGACCUGCAGUAAGCCUUUCUCAUGCGGUUACCAUAAGUGUGACAAGGUAUGCCAUUCAGGCUCAUGCGGUACAUGCCCCUAUUCCGGUUUACGUUCCUGUCCCUGUGGAGCUGACCAGCGAUAUGUACAAUGUCCAGAUAUAAUGGAAACCUGUUUAGGCACAUGUAACAAGAAACAUGCGGACUGUGAACACAGUUGCCCUGAAAAGUGCCAUAAAGGUCCUUGCCCACCAUGCCAAGUGUUGAUACAGAAGAAAUGCCAAUGCAGUGCACACACUCGAUCAUUACCUUGUAGCAAAGACUAUAAGUGUGAUACAAAAUGCCGUGGCACCAGGCCCUGUGGCAAACACGCCUGUGCAAGAAAAUGUUGCAAUGGAAACUGCCCCCCAUGUGAAAAAGUAUGUGACAAACCAUUACAGUGUGGCCGACACAAAUGCACUAUGGUCUGCCACCAUGGGCCUUGUUACCCAUGUCCAAGAGAAUCGAAAAUAACCUGCAGAUGCAAGGAAACAUAUGUCACAGUUCCAUGUGGCAGGGAAAAGCAUAUAAAACCACCGAAAUGUCAUUUACCCUGCAAAUUUAAAUACAAAUGUGGACAUAUUGAUGAGAACAAACACUUUUGCCACUUUGGAGACUGUCCUCCCUGUAAAGCAAUAUGUUAUAAAUCUUAUCCUAACUGCACACAUAAGUGCAAAGCAACAUGCCAUGCAUUUGUGGCUGUUGUGUUCAAACAAGUGGAGAAACCUGCUACACCUUGGGAAAUAGAGCCACCAAAGACCAAAAUUCUUAACCUAGACUGUCCCCCCUGUGAUACACCUGUCCCUGUCAUAUGCUUUGGUGAACAUGAGACAGAAGAACAGCCUUGUCAUUCUGCUAAACGUCGAUGUUGCGGCCGUGAAUGUAAAAAGCCAUUGUCUUGUGGUAAUCACUCUUGUGCAUUACUCUGUCAUUUAUACUCUACCAAUUCGGAGUAUCCAAAUGUGCCUUAUAAUUGUAAGCAAUGUGAACAAGAAUGUAUCAUGAACCGUCCAAAGAAGUGCACACACAAGUGUGCUAUUCGUCGAUGCCAUCCAGGACCUUGUCCUCCUUGUGAUGUAUUAGAAAGAGUUCCUUGCAAUUGUGGAUUGACUGAACUAUACUUACGUUGCCGAGAGCUGUCCGUUGCAACUGAUGAGACAUUAUCUUGUAACCAGCAGUGCCCCAAGAACUUGGAAUGUGGACAUCGCUGUCGCAAUACCUGUCAUGUUGGUAAAUGUUCACAAGCACAGAUUUGCACCAAGAAAACCAAGGUGCACUGUUCUUGUGGGAAUUUAAGGAAGGAAUUCCCUUGUAACAUUGUGAAGAAUGGAGAAGCGAAAGUUCAGUGUGACAAAUCCUGUGAAGAGAAAAAGAGAGUUAUAAAACUAGAAGCAGAGAAAGAAGCACGAAGACUGAAAGAGUUGGAAGAAGAACGAAAUCGCAAGGAACUAGCUGAGUAUGAGUGGAAAUUGAGUGGUAAGAAGAAGAAAUAUAAGGAAAAGAAAAUUGUUGCUACCAAAGAUGAUAGAAAUUGGUUACAAAAGUACUGGAUUCCUAUUUUAUCACUCUUAAUUGGUCUUCUAGUGUUAACUGGUGCACUAUGGGGUUGCACGAACCCCUUCAUCAGGCAGGGCACGAAAGGUCUGCGGGAUGUCAAAGCGAAGACUAAGUGGGGACAAGCCUACGCUGAGGUAUCUCACCUGCUGAGGAAUUGGAAAUACAUACUCCCAUGGGUGGUCAACCAGAGUGGGUCGCUAGCUUACCUGGCGGCGGUACAGCGCGCGCCUCUAUCAGUUGCAGUGCCAGUCGCCAAUGGUCUGGCUUUUGCCUUCACGGCAGUGUUUGGAGCGGCUGUAGGGGCCGAGGAACCAUUGGACAAAGGUUCGAUUCUCGGCGUUGCCCUCAUCGUGGCCGGUACUGCGCUCUGCUGUUUAGAUAAGACAGUUUAGUGGAAAAUAUAGUGUUAAUUUCAAUAAAUUUACUAUUUGAUCCAUUUCUACCAAAUGAAUAGGAGGGAAAUUAAAUGAAUAUCACUUAAUUAUUUAUGACAUUUUCUUUCCCUUAUGUUACAAUUUCUGUGGUCUUGGUUUAGCACACCAUCUUACUUCCGCUGCUAAGUUUCAUUUGAAUCGGUCCAACAAUUUUGGAGAUUAGCCCAUACAAACAGACAGAGAACAAAAAUUUUUAAGAAAAAUCUGGUUUUACUAUUUCACUUCUAACAUCCCCCUGGUUCAGUUUUUGGCGGUUUUGUUUCUAUGUACAGACAGUCGACCUACAGUUUUACUAUAUACUACGCGACUUCGUCCGCGUGGAAUUUAGCUUUAUAUUUCUAAUAUAAAAGAAUUUCUCUAAAAUAAAAGUAGCUUAAGUUACUCCUUACUACAUCAGCUACAUGCCAAUAAAAGUUCCGUCAAAAUCGGUCCAGCCAUUCAGAGAUUAUCCGGAACAGACAGACAGACAAAAAUUGUAAAAAAUGUUACUUUAGUGUAUGUACCAUAUUUAUAUUCUUAUACAUGUAGUAAAAAAGGUUAUUUCAAUAUUACAA